AUGGACAGCGGAAGCUCCUCCGCGCAGGAGCUGCCGGAGCGGCUGUGGCCCUGCCCAAGGGGUCCCGGAGCCCAAGGGCAGCACCUGCUCAGCAGCCUGGCCCCAGCGCACACCCUGGCCAGAGUCAUCCGGCCGUGCUACGGCCCCCACGGACGCCAGAAGCUCCUGGUGACUGCCAGCGGAGACACCGUCCUCACGGGGUAUGCCACCGCCAUCCUCGGGGCGCUGGAGCUGGAACACCCCGCCGCCCGGCUGCUGCGGGACGCAGCCCUCGGCCAGGCUGAGCACAGCGGCGACGGCACAGCCUUCGUGCUGCUGCUGGCAGAGGCUCUGCUGGCGCAGGCCGAGCGCUUGCUGCUGGCCGGCCUGCCUCGCGCCCAGCUCCGGGAGGCCUACGCCAGGGCGACCGCAGAGACCCUGGCCCUUUUGCCCUCACUGGCGAUCCGGUCCCUGGGGCCUUUGGAAGACCCGUUUUGGGUUCUCUACUCGGUGAUGAAUACCCACACUCUGUCCGGGACGGAAUACUUAACCAUGCUGGUGGCCCAAGCGUGCGGGGCGGCCCAGGAGCUGGAUGGCAGCUUCCACCCCGAGCGCGUGGGGGUGUGCACGCUGCCGGGAGGACACCUGGAGGACUCGUGCCUGCUCCCGGGACUGGCCGUGUUCGGGAAGCCCUGCGGGCAAGUGACCUUGGUGCCGAGGGGCGCUAGGGUGGCCCUCUUUGCUUGCACCUUUGGUCUUGCCAAUCCAAACGCACCUGCCACCGCCCGUCUGUCUAGUCCUGCUGACCUCGCUAAAUUUAGGAAAGGAAGCGAGCAACUGAUAGACAAGCAAGUCGCCCAGCUGGCAACCGCGGACAUCAACGUGGCGGUGGUAUGGGGGGAAGUGGAGGCAAAGACCCUGAUGCAGGCCGACAAGUACGGCAUCAUGGUGAUUCAGGUCGAGGCCCGGCGGCAGCUGGUUUACCUGAGUGAGGUCCUGGGCACCCCUUUGAUGCCUUACCUGAUCCCCCCACUGGAGCCAGGGAGGUGCCAGCGGGUGUACAAGCAGGAGCUGGGAGAUGGUCUGGCUGUGGUAUUCGAAUGGCAAUGUCAAGACGCCCCUGCCCUCACGCUGGUCUUUCGGGGGGCCACGACUGAGGGGCUGCGGGCGGCAGAGCAGGCUGCCCAUCAGGGCAUCGAGGCCUUUCGCCAGUUGUGCCAGGACCCCAGACUGCUCCCGGGAGCUGGGGCCACAGAGAUGGCGCUGGCGACAAUCCUCUCAGAGAAAGGAACCAGAUUGGAAGGGCCUGACGGCCCUGUCUUCCAGGCAUUUGCCCAGGCCCUGCAGUCUCUUCCUGCAACCUUGGCAGACAAUGCAGGCCUAAGUGUCUCCAACGUGAUGGCAGAAAUGAAUGCUGCUCACCAAGCUGGGGGCUUCCUCGCAGGAGUGGGAGAUGAAGGGAUAAUAAAUGUGGCCCAGGAGGAGGUGUGGGACACCCUAAUCACCAAAGCCCAAGGACUCCAAGCGGUGGCCGAUGUGGCAAUCCAGCUGGCCACUGUCGACGAAAUCAUAGUGGCCAAGGAAAGUUCCACACGGCAGCCAGACUCGAAUCCUAAACCUCCGAAGGCAAAGAAACGCCCAUCUCCUCUGGGGGAAAAAGUCCCGUAA
Messenger RNA from Rhinolophus ferrumequinum (greater horseshoe bat), 1647 nucleotides. RefSeq names its product chaperonin containing TCP1 subunit 8 like 2 (gene CCT8L2). NCBI's taxonomy places the organism in Eukaryota, Metazoa, Chordata, Mammalia, Chiroptera, Rhinolophidae. Gene Ontology annotation, cellular component: chaperonin-containing T-complex. Gene Ontology annotation, biological process: protein folding. The transcript has a single exon. Bases 1 to 1647 code for a protein of 548 amino acids. The record is from RefSeq and is a predicted model, not a curated record. Gene Ontology annotation, molecular function: ATP-dependent protein folding chaperone; ATP binding.